AUGCUAAAAGACUACAGUGACGUCAAGGUAGAUCUCCCUUCUUAUUAUAAUUUUUUGGAAGAAUAUCCUGAGUGUGACUUUGGUCCGUUAUCUCAAAAUUGCGGUUGUUGCUAUAUUUUUUCAGCUGUCAAAACACUCUCACACAGAUUUUGUCGUGCACUUCGACGCCAAAUUUUACUUUCAACACAAUAUUUAAUUGCAUGCGAUCUUUCAAAUCUUGGAUGCAACGGUGGUAACGAAAAAGCUGUAUUUUACUACUUAGAAAAUCAUGGAACUCCAGAAUUAGAUUGCCAACCAUGGCAAGAAAUUAGAUCCUACGAACCAAAGGUAUGCACUAAAUGUGUUGAUGACAAACCAUUUAAACUUUACCAUGCAAAAAUGCGUAGUACAAGAGUUAUUCAUGGAAUUGAAAAUAUCAAGAAAGCAAUUUACUUGGAAGGUCCUCUCAGUGCGUCCGUGAUUAGUGAUUAUGGGUUUACAUGGUAUAGAGAAGGUCUUUAUCGAACUCAAGUUUCCAGUGAUGAAUACAAUGACGCUUCAAACCAUACAGUUGAAAUUCAUGGAUGGGGUACUUUUGACAAUGGAACAGAGUAUUGGAUUGUUCAAAAUGCUUUCGGACCUAGAUGGGGCUGUAGUGGACUAAUGAAAAUGCAAAUGGGUGUCAAUGCAGGAUAUAUUGAAUCUUAUAUGCUUUCUGUCGAGCCAGAGCUUUCUGAUGCUAACUGA
Molecule: messenger RNA, 726 nt
Organism: Trichomonas vaginalis G3
Lineage: Eukaryota; Parabasalia; Trichomonadida; Trichomonadidae
Product: cysteine-type peptidase protein
Exons: 1
Coding region: 1-726 (241 amino acids)
Cellular component (GO): lysosome
Molecular function (GO): cysteine-type endopeptidase activity
Source: RefSeq, a predicted model, not a curated record